This is a messenger RNA of Leucoraja erinaceus (little skate), 2016 nucleotides long. RefSeq lists its product as uncharacterized. Bases 168 to 1985 code for a protein of 605 amino acids. Gene Ontology annotation, molecular function: RNA binding; protein binding. NCBI's taxonomy places the organism in Eukaryota, Metazoa, Chordata, Chondrichthyes, Rajiformes, Rajidae. The record is from RefSeq and is a predicted model, not a curated record. The transcript has 17 exons.
UCCGGCGGGGAUGUUGAGCGGCCCGCGGGGCUGGGGCAGCGGCGGCGGCGGCUCCUGACACCGGGGGAGCGGUCACUGAGGGAGCGGGAGGCCGGGGAUGAGCGGGGCCGCCGGCCCGGACUCGACUCCAGCAGCGCAGCAGCCGGACAGCCAGCGCCGUGGGCAGCAUGGCGGACAAGGAGCACGGACACAUCGAGCCCGCCUGGUGGCUGCAGGAUGAAGGUCAUUUCCUGCUGCCGCUGAACCGUAAAGUAAUUUAUCAACACAGACAGAGGGACAAUGCACCAGUGACUGCUCAGAGUAUGGAAACGUUGUUUCACAACGUGCUGGACGACAAUCCAGCUGAUGUUCACCAGCUUUUCUUUAACACCCGGCCGUCCGUCUUUGAUUCCAGUGAUGAGGAUGGUACGUUCGAGGACGGUUACGAGUCCAAUGAGGACGGGGUGCAGCGGAUCACGGACACCUUCUGCGGGCUGCGGCGGAACUUCCUGUGUGACCCCCCCCAGCUGGCACUGCGGCCCAUCGCCGACCCCUACUGCACAAAGCCCAAGCCCUACAGGGGCCCGGCAGAGGAAGCUGAAAGGAUUGGGCAGCAGCUGGUGAAUGAAGAGGAGCAGACGAAGAGGAAGGCGGAGAAACGGAGGCAGAAGAAGAAGAGACAGAAAGAGCGGCGACGGCAACAGAAACUGGAGAAGGAAAAUAGAAGUGAGGAGAAAAAUGAAGAGAGUGUUAACGCUAAGCCGGUGUUGACGCAUUGCGAGGAGUGCGUGGACGGCGUGCGGGAAUGCGUGGAGGUGGAUGCAAACAUGAACUGCAAGGCUGCCGUUGCUGUGGAGAGCAAGCUGCCGAGCGGAGCCGCUGGCAACGUGCCCGGCCUGAGAGUGGCUGCCAAAGUCAGCAGAGUGAAGCCGGAGCGCGAGGCGGGGAGCGUGGUGGCCACCGACAGGUCACCGUCUGAGGAUGAAUGGGACAUGUCCAGUUCCUUUGUGUCAAAAGCUGCCAACCAGAUCAAACGGAAACUGAACAUCAAACCCAAAGCUGAGAGGAAGGAGAUUGAGAAGAAGAAAGCUGAGAAGAAACCAGAGCAUCCUGUGGACUCAACGUCAUUGAGUGACAAGAUCCUGGAAUUGGCAGUACAGGGUAACAGUAUGGCGAACACGGGUCGCUAUGAAGAAGCAGUGGCUUUAUUCACAGAAGCAAUUAAAUACGAUCCCAAGGAAUACAGGCUGUUUGGGAACCGCUCCUACUGCUACGAGAGGCUGCAGCAGUACAGCCGGGCCCUGAGUGACGCUCACACUGCACUCACCCUCAACCCAUCCUGGCCCAAGGGCUACUUCAGGAAAGCCAGGGCACUGGCUGGGGUUAAGAAAUACGCGGAGGCCAUCGAGGCGUUUCAGCAGGUGCUGGAGAUCGACGACUCGUGUGAGGAUGCCGAGUUUGAGCUGCUGCAGAUCCAGACCAAGCUCAUGAUGGAGCGAGGUUUCACACAGCAGCAGUGUGAGGAAACGCUGAAGUUGUACGGAAGCUUUGAGCAAGCGCUGGAGGCGUUAUCUUCAUCAGCACAGAAAGCUGGAAGCAGCCAUGUCGGCUCCGGCUCCAGCACCUGCCUGUCCGACGGAGACGACAAGGACUUUGUUCGGGUGAAAAAACACUCAACGCAGAACAAACACAAAGACAAAGCCCCCGUGCCGCUGCCGGCACAACAACCCUGCAAACUCUUCCCCAUCUGGAUUGGGAAUGUGACCACUCGAAUCAGCGAAGACUCGCUGCGUGUAAUGUUUGAAAGUGUGGGAGCCAUCCACAGCGUGAGAAUGCUUCAAGAUCGCUUCUGUGCCUUCAUCAACUUCACCACCAAGGAGGGAGCUGAGCGAGCUAUCGCAGAGCUACAGGGUAUGGAGCUGGAGGGAACCAAGCUGGUGAUCAGAUACCCAGACAACAGCUACAGAACCCUGGGGGGGGCUGCCCGGGGGGGAAGUGCCCACUAGGCACGGCUCUGUGAGUACCCCCCCCCCCUCU